UGCUACUGUCAGAAACAGAGUUAAGCUCAGCAGGCACCGGGAGAACAGAGUGAAGAGAAGCUCCACAGAUAUCCAAGCAGCAGCGCAUUCUGGGCCUCCAGGGGGACGAAUCUCCGCCACCUAAGCAAGACUUGACUCUCUUCCCCUGCGGCUGUUUGUAUCUCCAGCUGUAUUCAUGGAUUUCUAAAUUUGGUAGACUUCAGCAACAGGUUCGCCAAAAACUCUGUGCCCCUACCUGAGGGCCUUACUAGCCUCCAACUCCAGGAAUGAGACCUGACACACUGGAAUACAAACUCUUCUCAGGGCAAACAAAAAAAUUUUGAGGUACAUUCAUUGCUGCUGCAUCUGCAGUUUUCAGAUUUUUACAAAUUCUGGCCAUUCUGGUUUAACUGCUGCACUGGCUACAAAACAGAUGGCAAAUAGCUUCUUCCCGUGUCAGGUGUGUCUGAAGGGUGUUUGUGUGAACAUGCACUCAAAGCAUUAGGAGUUUAGGAGUGCUGUGUGUGGGAGCUGCUGGAGCCACUGUUUAAUAGGAGUGUGAGGGUGUAACUUUGUGUCUAUGAAAAAAGUCAUAAGUGCGUGGUGUGUGUGUGUGUGAGUGUGAGUGUGUGUGUGAGGUGGUGGGGCCCUGUGGAGGUCGUAGCCCUGGAUUUCUUAGAGAUGGAGGGUCAUGGUUAUGAACGGUUUGGAGACGGGGAGAGGGACACUUACCAAAUUGACUACCGGAGAAUUGUAGGGGACAUGGAACCAGCACGACCUCGCAUCUCAAACAGAGAUGGGGAACAACCUCACCCCUACGGGGCCUAUGCCCACCCAGCGCCACAUGGACAUGGGCAUGAGACUGCAGCCCAGCGAUACAGCGCUACACGUAUCCAAGCUGGCUAUGAACCAGAGAGCAUGGCAGACUACUUAAUCAGCGGAGGCACAGGUUAUGUUCCUGAAGAUGGAUUGACAGCACAACAACUCUUUGCUAUCGGUGAUGGGCUUACAUAUAAUGACUUCUUGAUCCUCCCUGGUUUCAUAGAUUUUACUUCUGAAGAGGUGGAUCUAACCUCUGCAUUGACAAGGAAGAUAACCCUGAAGACACCUCUUAUUUCAUCUCCCAUGGAUACAGUCACAGAGUCAUCCAUGGCCAUCGCCAUGGCAUUGAUGGGUGGGAUUGGAAUAAUUCAUCAUAACUGUACUGCUGAGUUCCAGGCCAACGAGGUGCGCAAAGUCAAGAAAUUUGAGCAGGGCUUUAUUACAGACCCAGUGGUGAUGAGUCCCCGACACACUGUUGGGGACGUGUUUGAGGCAAAGACACGCCAUGGUUUCUCUGGGAUCCCUGUUACAGAGACCGGCAAAAUGGGCAGCAAGCUGGUCGGCAUUGUCACUUCCAGAGACAUUGACUUUCUGUCUGAGAAGGACCAUGACAGACCCCUGGAGGAGACAAUGACCAAAAGGGAAGAUUUAGUUGUUGCACCCGCUGGAGUCACACUAAAAGAGGCGAAUGAUAUACUGCAACGUAGCAAAAAAGGUAAGCUCCCCAUAGUCAAUGACAGUGAUGAGCUAGUUGCCAUCAUUGCUAGGACUGACUUGAAGAAGAACAGAGAUUAUCCUCUGGCUUCCAAAGACUCCCGCAAACAACUGCUGUGUGGUGCUGCUAUCGGUACGAGGGAGGACGACAAGUACAGACUAGAGCUCCUCAUGCAGGCUGGGGUGGAUGUCGUAGUCCUGGAUUCCUCCCAAGGAAACUCAGUGUAUCAAAUCAACAUGAUAAACUACAUCAAACAGAAAUAUAAUGAUCUACAGGUAGUUGGAGGAAAUGUGGUGACAGCUGCUCAGGCCAAAAACCUCAUAGAUGCCGGUGUGGAUGCCCUGAGGGUGGGCAUGGGGUGUGGCUCUAUCUGUAUCACCCAGGAAGUGAUGGCAUGUGGACGGCCCCAAGGUACAUCGGUGUACAAGGUUGCAGAGUAUGCCCGACGUUUUGGAGUGCCAGUAAUUGCUGAUGGAGGCAUUCAGACUGUUGGACAUGUGGUGAAGGCUCUGGCCCUGGGAGCAUCUACAGUGAUGAUGGGGUCAUUGCUCGCGGCAACCACUGAAGCUCCAGGAGAAUAUUUCUUUUCAGAUGGUGUCCGUCUGAAAAAGUACAGAGGAAUGGGCUCCUUGGAUGCCAUGGAGAAAAAUAACAGUCAGAAACGCUACUUUAGCGAGGGAGAUAAGGUGAAGGUGGCUCAAGGUGUCUCAGGAUCAGUAACAGAUAAAGGCUCCAUCCAUAAGUUUGUUCCAUACCUCAUUGCUGGUAUCCAACAUGGCUGUCAGGACAUAGGAGCCAAGAGUUUGUCCAUUUUACGGUCAAUGAUGUACUCUGGAGAGCUGAAGUUUGAGAAGAGAACCAUGUCUGCUCAGAUGGAGGGAGGAGUCCACGGCCUCCACUCAUAUUCUUUUGUGCCAUUUACGAGAAACGACUUUACUGAGGCUGGAGGAAGAGGAAACAUUCGAACAGGACCAAAUGUCCCGAGCCCAGCAGCUACCAGCAGAUGCACCGGGCACAUGUGAUCAAACUACAAACACAAAGCUGUCGUUGCUGUACAACACACACACACACACACACACACUCUAAAAUCUGACACUGCUUUUGUGUGUCCUUCCCCUCUUUUUGACAAAACAAUACACGUUAACCUGAAUUUAAAUUUUGAACUUUACAUGCAGUCACAUCAGCACAUAAACCUCUAAUCUGUCCACUGUGGCCAAGGUGCACUAAUGUAAUUAACUAUUCAUGCUGAUCCCCUUCAACAAGCAAACGGAUGUCAUUAACUACUUUACGAUAGGCUUAUCAUUGAUGGUGUAACAAGAGGCCCAUCUCCUUAUUGGCCUCUGAAUGUUACCCUGAUACAGGAGAGUAUACAACAAACCUUGCAGUGGUGCAGCCCUAUAUUUCCAUUUAAUAUAUCACACAAUAUACUAUUGCAGGAAAUUAGGCAGUUAGACAUUUUAUUUGCAGAAUAAAAGACACAUAACAAAAAAAGCA
This is a messenger RNA of Sander lucioperca (pikeperch), 3010 nucleotides long. It is a transcript of the gene impdh1a, whose product is annotated as IMP (inosine 5'-monophosphate) dehydrogenase 1a. Gene Ontology annotation, cellular component: cytoplasm. Gene Ontology annotation, molecular function: IMP dehydrogenase activity. The record is from RefSeq and is a predicted model, not a curated record. Bases 661 to 2538 code for a protein of 625 amino acids. NCBI's taxonomy places the organism in Eukaryota, Metazoa, Chordata, Actinopteri, Perciformes, Percidae. Gene Ontology annotation, biological process: GTP biosynthetic process. The transcript has 17 exons.